Molecule: messenger RNA, 928 nt
Organism: Nothoprocta perdicaria
Lineage: Eukaryota; Metazoa; Chordata; Aves; Tinamiformes; Tinamidae
Gene: ARL6
Product: ADP ribosylation factor like GTPase 6
Exons: 8
Coding region: 58-618 (186 amino acids)
Biological process (GO): cilium assembly; protein localization to cilium; intracellular protein transport
Cellular component (GO): cytoplasm; axoneme
Molecular function (GO): GTP binding; GTPase activity
Source: RefSeq, a predicted model, not a curated record
CCGGGCUGGGUGGCAUCUUGCGGGUCGAGGUGAUUUCUGCGUAUUUGGGCAAGAAUUAUGGGAUUGUUUGACAAGCUAGCAGGAUGGCUUGGGCUGAAGAAGAAGGAAGUUCAUGUUUUGUGCCUUGGUUUGGACAACAGUGGCAAAACGACAAUUAUAAAUAAAUUAAAACCUUCAAAUGCUCAAACUCAGGACAUAGUUCCAACAAUAGGGUUCAGUAUAGAGAAAUUCAAGACAUCCAGUUUGUCUUUCACAGUAUUUGAUAUGUCAGGCCAAGGCAGAUACAGAAAUCUCUGGGAACACUACUACAAAGAAGGCCAAGCCAUUAUUUUUGUCAUUGAUAGCAGUGACAAAUUAAGAAUGGUUGUGGCCAAAGAAGAGCUUGACACCCUUCUGAAUCAUCCAGAUAUUAAGCACCGUCGACUGCCUAUUCUGUUCUUUGCUAACAAGAUGGACCUCAGGGAUGCAAUAUCAUCUGUGAAAGUUUCUCAGUUAUUGUCAUUAGAAAACAUCAAAGACAAACCCUGGCAUAUCUGUGCCAGUGAUGCUCUCAAAGGAGAAGGAUUACAAGAAGGUGUGGAUUGGCUCCAAGAUCAGAUUCAAGCAAUGAAGACAUGAGAGGUCAAUAAAACAUGUAUGCCACUGUCUUAUAAACAUUGUCAGUAAAUGUAUAGACCUCUUGUAAAGGAGGAAAGAUUUAAUGAAAAACAAAGAAUUCACCGAAAUAUUCUGUAUUCUUUUGUUCUCUUUUAGUAUCUCAAAGUAACUGAACCUUUUAGUAAGCGUAGCACCUUAGGUGUGCACAUCCGUGCAUUAAACUGAAUCUUUUGACUGGAGAGCAUAUUUAAAACAACAACAACAAAAACUCUUUGUGUUAACAGUAAGCAUCUGCAAUCAUUUGAGCUUUAGGUGAUAAUUAUGUCUUCUA